UGUCCAGCAUCAUGUGUCAAAGCACAUGCUUAAGUCAAGAACCAAAACAUUAAAAAUGGUUUCAAGAAACCUGUACGAGUUUUUCCGCUUGCGACAAAUUUGCCAGUACCAAACAAUUUCAGCAUCAGCCCUCUACCGUCCGAACCGUGGACAGUACUAUAAUUCCUGCCAGCGGCUAAUCAAAGUUUGGGAGGACCCCUCGAAGUGGGGCCGGUCGUACUGCUCCUCCACAAAAUUCCUUCAAUGCCGGCAAGUUAAGUUCUUCUCUACUGUUGCAGGGAAAGGCCCUGGCGAACAACAGCAAAGCACGGCAACGCCGCAAUUGCUAUCGAAACUAUUUCCCCAGACUGCAGUCGAAGGGACCGAGAAUGAGAAGCAGCAGGAAAAGCAACGCAAAGAGGAGGAGGAAGAGAAAGAAUCAUCUUGGAAGCGGAUGAAGUUUGGUUUCGUUUUCUUUGGCUUUUCUGUUUCCGCGUUCUGUGUGUACAUGGUGUGGGUGUUUGGGGCACCGGACCGCGAUGCGGAAGGAAACAUAAUUAUGGACGAGUUCAUGGAACUGCCCACGUUCCAGCAAUACUUCCGCCGGUUGUGGAAAUCGAUGACCUACUACCAAAAAAUGAUCCAAGAACCUUCGCGCGAAAAGCUGUUGCCGGAUCCGCUAAAGUAUCCGUACGUGCAGCCACCAUACACGUUGGUGCUCGAGAUGAAAGAUGUGCUGGUGCAUCCCGACUGGACAUACCAAACUGGGUGGCGUUUUAAGAAGCGCCCCGGGGUCGAUAAGUUCUUGGAGACUUUGGCCGCCAAUUACGAGAUUGUAGUAUUCACUGCCGAUCAGGGGAUGACCGUAUUCCCCAUAUUAGAUGCGCUAGAUCCACGGGGUUUCAUUAUGUACCGUUUGGUGCGUGAUGCGACACACUUUGUCGAUGGCCAUCAUGUGAAAAAUUUGGACAACCUUAACCGGGAUCUAAGCAAGGUGAUUGUCGUCGAUUGGGAUCCAAACUCGACAAAGCUGCACCCGGAAAAUACGCUCAACAUACCACGCUGGACUGGCAACGACGAUGAUGCCGGUUUGUUCGAUCUGAUGGCAAUGCUCGUUACGAUCGCCACCAGUGAAGUCGAAGACGUGCGCGAGGUGAUGACAUAUUAUAAAUCUUUUGAAAAUCCGCUUGUAAAAUUCCGUGAAAAUCAGCGUUUACUAGCGGAGCAGAUGGCCGAACGAGAGCACGAGGAAAAGCAACGAAAUCUGCCGGCAGUGCAGCGAUGGAGACCCAGCUUUCUCGGCGGUGGACGCUAAACACGGCGCGUACUGCGAAUAAAUGUCAUAUUGCCAUAGCAUGUCACAUUUCCCGUUGCAAAAAGACUCGAACGAGUGAUUGCUUUUAUUAAAGUUCAACAUAAACACUCACA
Molecule: messenger RNA, 1407 nt
Organism: Anopheles stephensi (Asian malaria mosquito)
Lineage: Eukaryota; Metazoa; Arthropoda; Insecta; Diptera; Culicidae
Product: mitochondrial import inner membrane translocase subunit TIM50-C-like
Exons: 2
Coding region: 26-1294 (422 amino acids)
Molecular function (GO): phosphoprotein phosphatase activity
Source: RefSeq, a predicted model, not a curated record